AUGGCAAAAGAAGAAGGGAUUUGCAACCUGCAGCAUCAGUGCCAAGAGUUGGUUCUGAAAGACACUCCGCAUUCUCACAACUUGGCUGCUUCUACCAGCUUUCUGGAGUGGAUCCAAGGGAAAACUGAGGCUGCUAUCAAAAACUUCAGUCCCCACUACAGUCGUCAGUACUCUGUGGCCUUCUGUAACCACGUGCGCAGUGAAGUGGAGCAGCACAGAGACUUCACCUCGCAGUUGUUGAAGACCAAGCCACCCUUGGAGCCCGGAACUGUCUUGUACGAAGCGGAGCUGUCACAGUUUGCUGAAGACAUAAAGAAAUGGAGGGACAGAUACAUUGUGGUUAAAAACGAUUUUGCUGUGGAGAGCUAUGAGAACAAAGAGGCCUAUCAGAAAGGAGCUGCUCCUAAAAGCCGGAUUCUCCCAGCUGGUGGCAAGGUGCUCACCUCAGAAGAUGAAUACAACCUGCUAUCCGACAGGCACUUCCCAGACCCUGUGGCCUCCAACGAGAAGGAGAACGCUCAGCCCUUUGUGGUCCUGCCAAAGGAAUUCCCGGUAUACCUGUGGCAGCCAUUCCUCCGACACGGCUACUACUGCUUCUCCGAGGAGGCCGAGCAGAGGAAGUUCGGGGCCCUGCUGAAUGACUGCAUCAGGCACCUGAACCACGAUUAUAUGAAGCAGACGACGUUUGAAGCCCAAGCAUUUUUAGAGGCUGUGCAAUUCUUCCGGCAGGAGAAGGGUCACUAUGGCUCCUGGGACAUGAUCACUGGAGAUGAAAUCCAGGUGCUGAGUAACCUGGUGAUGGAGGAGCUCCUGCCCACCCUGCAGACUGACCUGCUGCCCAAGAUGAAGGGGAAGAAGAACGACAGGAAGAGGGCCUGGCUCAGUCUUCUGGAGGAGGCCUACAACCUGGUUCAGCAUCAAGUUUCAGAAGGAUUAAGUACCUUGAAGGAGGAGUGCAGAACGCUGACAAAGGGCCUGGAAGGGACCAUCCGGUCAGACAUGGAUCAGAUUGUGAACUCAAAGAACUUUUUAAUUGGAAAGAUCAAAGCAAUGGUGGCCCAGCCAGCAGAGAAAAGCUGCAUGGAGAGUGUGCAGCCCUUCCUGGCGUCCAUUCUGGAGGAGCUCAUGGGGCCGGUGAGCUCCGGCUUCAGUGAAGUACGCUCACUCUUUGAAAAAGAAGUGGAUGAGCUCAGCCAGAGCUUCCAGACCACCAAGGACUGUGUCCAGCUGAAGGAGCAUCUAGGCCGGCUUCUGAGUCUCCCGCUGGAUUCUGUGAAGAUGGAGCCUUGUUACGUGAAAGUCGACCUGCUUCAAGAACGCCUGCAGGAUCUCAAGAGCCGCUUCCGCUUCCCCCACGUGGACCUGGUGGUUCAGAGGACACAGAACUACAUGCAAGAGCUGAUGGAGAAUGCAGUAUUCACUUUUGAGCAGCUGCUUUCUCCACAUCUCCAAGGAGAAGCCUCCAAAACCGCAGUGGCCAUUGAGAAGGUUAAGCUUCGAGUGUUAAAGCAAUAUGAUUACGACAGCAGCACCAUUCGGAAGAAGAUAUUCCAAGAAGCACUGGUUCAAAUCACACUUCCCACCGUGCAGAAGGCCCUGGCGUCCACGUGCAAACCAGAGCUUCAGAAAUACGAGCAGUUCAUCUUCGCCGACCAUACCAGCGUGAUCCAGGUUGAAAAUGUGUAUGAAGAGCUUUUACAUCAGAUCCUCCUAGAUGAAACUCUGAAAGUGAUAAAAGAAGCUGCUAUCCUGAAGAAACACAACUUAUUCGAAGACAACAUGGCCUUGCCCAGUGAAAGCGUGUCCAGCCUAACAGAUCUGAAGACCCCCACAGGGUCAAAUCAGGCCAGCCCUGCCAGGAGGGCCUCUGCUGCUCUGCCUUCAGUGCCGGAUGGCGAGACCCCUGGCAGUGAAGUUUUCCAGGACUUGGAAGAAAAGCAGCAGCUCAGAGUCCCUGGCUCCUGGCCCAAAGGAGACAGCCUCUCUGUCCCCGCGCCCAGCCCUCCCCUAGGUGGAGCUGGCCAGGUGAUUGCUUCCGAUGCGGAGGACCCUGUUGUGGAUCCUGUGGCUGCAGAGGACACAGCAGGACCCCUGGGCAACUGCUCAUCGGAGCCACAGUUUGGAGGGACCCCUAAGGAGGAGGAACCCACCCAUGAAAAGCCAGAAUCUGCCUCCUCCUUAGGCUCCUUGGAUGAGCUCAGAAAGCUGUUGACGGUGACAGUUGAAGUCCCAGUGGAGUCUGCUCCAGGGGGUGAUAAGGAUGCAAAUGAGGAGACCUUUGUUUCCCCAGAAAGUGAAAAAGAAGAAGAAAAAAUCCAGACCCACACAGAGGCCAAGUGGCCAGCCGUCCCCUGUCCAGACAACUGCGAAGGAAGCAAAGUCAGUGAGAGGAAGGCCAGUCCUCCCCCAGCAGAGCCCGAGGCCCCUGGGGUGGAGUUGGGGGGCUUACCAGAGGCCAGCAGCCCUGCUUCUCAGCCAGCCUGGGGAGCGCUCCCUGAGGGGGCCCUGGAGGAGCCAGCAGAGGCUGGGGAGCCCCCUGAGGCAGAGCCCACAGGGAAGGCUUCCAACUCGGACGCCUCCGAGGGUGCUGGCGAGGGAGAGGCCGGGCCUCCAGAAGAUUGUAUGUUAGGUUCCGGCCCUGUCUGUCCCAGCGAGAGCCAGGUUUCAGAGGAACAAGAAGCCAUGAGAGAAGGGAACAGUGGGGCCCAGGCCAUGGCUGACGUGGACAUGGAGGAGACCAAGGAGGCCCGGGUUUAUCAGUGUCAGUGGGUGGUGGAGGAUGCUCCCAGCACCGAUGUCCUUGGCUCGCAUGCAGAUGACAGCCCUGUACACGUGUGUGACAGUGGUCAGGAGAGUUCCCCUGGGCAGCCCUUAGAGGAAUGAAAGGGACACUGGGCAAAAGUCACAGGGUUAUAGUUAUGGGUACACUUUGGAGUUGCAUAUGAAUUAUUACACCCCCCAAAAUUAAGUUUUUGCCUAAUGCGAAUCAUAAAACCAGAGGAAAUGCAUACAGGGUGUGAGCACAGGGGCAUACUUUGGUGGAAUUGUACUGUUCUACCACAAAUCACCGCUUCAGCAUUUUAGCAGGAAUUGCGAAGGCAGCGGGGUGUUGGGUGAGGGGCAGCGGCGGGUGUCCCGGGGAGGGAGUGGAUGGCAGCGAAGGUGACAGCACAGCGGGAGCAAAGCUUUCGGCACCCCUGCGCGCUUCGCGGGCUCAUCUUCUGGCGCACUUUAAGGCUUUUUAAUUGUUCUGUAAAGAUGCAAGCGUGUACUUUAAAUCCAGCCUCACCAUCUACUUGACCAAUUUUGUCCUCUCCGGAGGAGUCGGCACUCGCCCACAGGCAGGCUGUAAGAAAGGAGGGCUUGAUCUCUGUCGCCCUUGCUGGGCGAAGCCCCAGGAAACCUGUCCUGACGGGUCCCGAGGGAGCCCGAGCAGAAACGAGAGCAAGGUUGGGGGCUGUGGGACGUUCUGGGCCUGGUACAAUUCCACCACCAGCUCCCUGUUAAUGAAUCUUACUGAUACUUACUAGUUAAUCACCUAUUAAGAAAGUUCAGAUGAAGUAAGAAAGUGUCGUUGGCAUGUGGAAGCCUGAAAGCCAUCCAGGUUAGCCUUAGACUGUGCGGAGGGUCCUGGGAAAACGACAGCUCGAAGCCUCCCAAUGAAACAAGCAGUAUUUGAACUGUUACUGCAUGCUAUGCACGUGUCUGCCUUAGCAAGAAAGAAAGUGUACUUCAUCUCAUGUAAGUUUAAAGACCCAAGGGGAUUUCAUCUAGAACUUAAAAACAUACUACUUUUUUUACUUAGGACUGUUUAGGUCAUUCCAGAA
Molecule: messenger RNA, 3827 nt
Organism: Tupaia belangeri chinensis (Chinese tree shrew)
Lineage: Eukaryota; Metazoa; Chordata; Mammalia; Scandentia; Tupaiidae
Gene: NIBAN1
Product: niban apoptosis regulator 1
Exons: 15
Coding region: 1-2883 (960 amino acids)
Source: RefSeq, a predicted model, not a curated record